GCGAAACAAGGAAGGCGUUUUCUAUGGUUUUCAAGUAACAGAAACCUUUGAGAAACCCGAAAUGACGACGGCGGUUCCGAGAAAUCUCUAGCCUACAUUCACAACUGUAGACAUCUCCUUGGCUUGCCAAAUUCCUGUAAGGUUUAUGCAACAAGAUUUAACUUCUUCCAAGUGGAUAGAGCAGCCUGCUUGUGUUGUCGUUUUCAGGAGAAGUCUUGCGAAUGCUCAACAACGUGCAAUAAUAAGGUUGAUGAUAAAACCACUGGUUCAUGUGCCAUGGAUUUGGAGCGACAGAGGCGCCAAGAGGAUAUUCAGAGGGCACUGGCCUUUAUACAGUCCUCUUUGCCUUUUCCAGAGCCUGAAAGCUACGAGGUGUUCCUGACACAGCUAGUGUGCAACCUCCUGAACGAGGGCAAUGCCACCUUUCGGGAGGGCAACUGGAAGAAGGCAGUGGGGCAUUAUAGUGAGGGCAUUAGCGUGGCGAACUAUGCCAAGGAGGAGGAUGCCCUCUCCAUCCCCACUGCCCUACUGGAGAGCCUCUACGUGAACAGGGCAGCUGCCAAGUAUAGUAUGCACGAGUAUGAGCUGGGACUGCAGGACUGCGAGCGUGUGUUGGCUGUUGAGAAGGACAGCCCGAGAGCACUCUACAGGAAGGCUCUGUGCCUGAGAGAGCUCGGCCGUGUCAGGGAGGCGUACGACUGCAGCACGGAGUGCCUUCUAUCCUCCCCCCAGGACACACGGGUGAAUGAGCUAGCACAGGAGCUGGCCUGCAAACUGGGCUUGAAGAUACGAAAGGCCUACACCAGCUCUCUGGAUGAUUUGACUCCAACAGAAGGGAGUAAUGGACAUUCGGCCCCAGCUACUGAAGAAGAGGGGACAUCAAAUGGUCUUGAUUUCUUGAGUGACAUUUCAUCAGACCACUUGUCCUUGAGCAUUCCGAUCCCAGUCAGCGAGGAAUCCUCCCCUCCGCCCGUGUGCGCCGCCAAGACCGCCAUGUUCCCAGACGGCGCGGCUCUCAGCCCAGAGUGUGUCCCUCUGUCAGUCCCCAUCUCCGAGGACAUGGGGAGCUGUGAGGUUUUGGGGGACGAGCUGGAUAGCCUGCUGGACGCAUGUGCGUCCACGGUGGACAAUCCCAACCUGCGGACUGUACCAAGUCACCUGCCUGUUAAACCUUCCGUGGGUCUGCCGCCUCCCUUUCCCGCCCCCACAUCCACUCCCUCACCCCUGCUGCCUUCUGGCCUCUUCGGUUCGGGCCUCAGCCAGCUCAACUCUCUGGACGCCUUCACGGGGCUCUGCCCGGCUCCGGCAGCCUCAUCCGGAGGCCUGGACGCCCUCGAUGCCCUGGACGCCCUGGAUUCCCUGGAUGGCCUAGAUGCCCUGGACGCCUUCUCUCCCCUAGGGGCUCCCUCACACGCUCCCUUGGGGCCAGCGCUGGUGGUGGGCGGAGGGGGGCUGGACUCUCUGUCUGAGUUCUCCCUGCCUGGCAGCAAAGGGUCGCAUAGUUUUCUGUCAUCAUUACGGACACCAAACCCUCCAAACAAAUAUAAUGGUCAGAUGAUUUCUAAGCUCUCUCUGCUUUCACGGAACCCUCUAGAAGCCACACAUGAGUUUCUUCAGGCCUGCCCUGUCUGUUAUGUGAAGACCGGCCCAGGAGUGUCGGACUAUCAGCACCUGCUGGAUCAGGCCCAUGACUGUAACCGGAACACCUUGCUCUGCCGGAGGAAGACUCAGGAGGAUCCCUCCUGGAGAAGGGUCCGUCCCCGGCCAGCACACAACAACUUCAUGGGACCCUUCGUGCUUUGCAAAGAGGUGCUCGAGCGGCAGGAGUGUAAGUACGGGGAGAACUGCACGUUUGCGUACCACCAGGAGGAGAUAGACGUGUGGACGCAGGAGCGGAUGGGCACCCUGAUCCGAGAGCUGCUCUUCGACCCGCUGGGCUCCUCUGGUGGCCAGGCGCUCAGCAUCGCCCAGAUGCUGCAGAUCCACGCCGGCAUGUUCAUGUUCCUCUGUGAGGAAUGUUUUGAUAGUAAGCCCCGGAUCAUCAGUAAACGCUGCAAAGAUAACAGGACUGCCUGCUCCAAUCUGACCGCCCACCAUGUGUUUGACCACAACAAAUGUUUAGUGCACGUGGAGAAAGCCAAUGGCAGGGUGCGCUACACAAAGAUCCGCCCGCUGCGGCCCCCAUGCCAGUUUGACGUGUGUCGCUACGAGGCGCGCUGUGGCUGCCAGCGCGAGGACAGCUGCCCUUUCGCCCACUCGGUCAUCGAGCUCAAGUGCUGGGUGCUGCAGCACAGCUCUGGCACCACCCAUGAAGAAAUCGUGCAGGAGUGCAAGAGACACUGGCACAAGCAGGAGCUGAUCCUGAAGAGACAGAAGCCUGCGUACAUUCCAGCCAAGCCCGUAGCUCCUGCCAACAGCCCUCCACCGGCGGCGGGACGUGCUGGCGCGUCCAGAGGGCGGAGCUUGAACAUGAAGAUGAAGUUUGUGUGCAGUCCGUGCUGGAGGGACGGCGUGGUCAACGAGCCGGACAAGGCGUUCAAGUACUGUCUGGGCAAAGCCCGCCACAGCUGGAUAAAGGAACAUCGGGUGCUGCUGGUGAAUGCCUUUGAGAAGUGGGUGAUGGUCAGAGCACCACCCUUUUCUAAGCAACACCUUCAGAAGUAUGAUAUCUGUGCCCAUGUGGUGAAGCAGAGGAAGUGCACCUACCCAGGGAACUGCUCCUUCGCUCACAGCCAGGAGGAGAGGGACGUGUGGACCUACAUGAAGAACGAAGGCCUGCAGGACAUGCAGCAGCUGUAUGACAUGUGGGUGACCACGUCCAGUCAGAGUCACCAUCCAAACAACACCCCCCCGCACCAACGAACCGAUGACAAGCAUAUCGCCAUGCCAACAGAUUAUGCCGAGCUAAUGAGCGGCUUCCACUGUCGCUUCUGUGGGAAGCACAGCAACAGCGAGCGGCAGUGGCAGCAGCACAUCUCCACGGAGAAGCACAAGGACCGCCUGUUCAAAGAGGACGAGGAGAACCUGGACUGGAUGUACCGCUUCCCUGGCCUCCACCUCUCCCUCUGCCCCAGGUUGGGCGGCGUGUGUCCAGACGGCCAUGCCUGUGAUUUUGCCCACAGCGAGGAGGAGCUUCAGGAGUGGCAUGAGCGGCGGGCCUUCUUGCGGCGGAAGCUGGACAAAGCCCGGGCCGAUAUGCUGAUCGCCCCCACUGACUUCAACUUCGGGAGGUACAACUUCCUCUUAAGGGACUGAGCCAUCCUCCAGGAUUCACGUUCAUUAAUUGCAUAUGCACAUUAUGCACAAACACACACACGUGUAUAUGCAGACUGCCAUCAAAAUUGUUUUUCAGUGAAGUGCAAGUUAAUAACUAGUCUACUGCCCUCUGACUUGGAUCAUUGAUCAAUGAAAUCUAAAUAUAGAACAAAAUUGCACCCCCAAGACAUUUCUAAAAUGAAUUCUACGUGGGAUAAAUAAUCAGAAUAUAGAUCAUUUCUAACACCGCUACCAAUUAGAGAAAGUGUUUUUCCUUCCCCUGAACUCUGAAUUGCCCAUUAAAGGGGGAACAUCUUGUACAUUUAAGCCAUUAGUUAUAAGUUGACUCAUCAGUAUUAUUUACCUUUUCAGGCCUAUCCCAAAAUAUGUAUCAUAUUGAUAUUCUUGAUAAUCAGAGAUUUAGGUGUGUGUGUGUGUGUGUGUGUGUGUGUGUGUGUGUGUGUGUGUGUGUGUGUGUUGCAGAUAAAGGUGGAUAAUCAUGAUUCAAAUGUGUCCAAAUCUAGUUCUGCACUUUGAAGACCAAGGUCUUGUAAGGUUCAGAGUGUCAUAUGCGCUGCCUUCUGCGAGCAAAGUCAGUGUGCAUUUCUCUGUCUUUGUAUGCAGUGAAAACCUUACAAAGGUUUGUAGAUCAUAUAUCUUCCGUGGCCUUUGAUGUUGGCUGGUGUCAUAAUGUUUGUAGCAGUUUUCGUGUGCCACCAAAUCAUUGCCUUGUGAAUCAAAAGUGUACCAUCAGACAGCCUGAACUGGAUAUCUUAAUUUCUUUAAUGCUGAUGUGAUCUUACAAGACAGUCUCUUGAUAUGUCUGAGGGAGGGUUGAGAAUGUUGAGGAUGAAGUUUGUACAACGCACCUCAACUGCCAUUUAGCUUCACAAUGCUGUGUGCUCUGCUUACACAGGGUACACGUCACAUUUCUUUGGAGUUGCAUAGAGGGAAGGCUAGGCCUGUCAUAGCAUUAUGUUGCCAAGGGUGAAAUUGGCUGAUUGUAAUACAGAGUUUAUACUGACUAUAAUGCUACUGAAGGGAUACAUUGAAUUACAUUGGAAAUUAAGUGAUUUGUAAUUGCACAAAGAAAGUAUUUUUGUAUUGUCCCGACAGCUUGAAGGAGUCAAACCACAGAGAAAGCAUUCAAACAAAAGUAGUAUUUUUGGAGAACAUAGUGAAUGUAACUGUAACUGUUUUGUAAACCACAUAAGUAGAACUAAGUCAGCGGAAUUAUACAGGUCUUGGCCACUUCUGUUGAUGUUCCAACAGACAAUAGAUAGAUAGAAGAAGGGAUAGUACAGCGUUGUUUCACUUUAAUGCUGUGAACAAGGAGUGGUUGUGCUCAUGGCCAACAGGAGAAUGUAAUGGCUUUGUGGUGGCACAGUCCCAUGCUUUGGUUUUAGGCAUUCCUGACAUUGUUGCUACAGUCAAUGAAUGGUGGUGGUAUUGACCCAGUAAUAGAGAUAAAGUCACAACAGUUAGAUUUGGAGAGAAAAUAAUUAAAGCAGUACAACUGAUCAGUGGGAACCAGAUAAUUGUUUUCUGUUACGAUUCACUGGUACUUUGUUGGAUAAGAAUUUGGACAAAAAAGGUUAAUUCAACAGAGCCAUAUGAGCCAUAUUUUAAUCUGCCUACUUAAGUCAUUUUCGCUGGCUCCUUAUAAUUAUUCUGUCUGCUAGUACCAUGGGGACCACUUCUUUAUAAAAACACAAAUCUCGAGGCAACUUGUUGAAAUUACAUUGCACUCUGAAUCAACACUGUGACAUCCAGCUCCUCUUUCAAAAGUUGUUGGAUUAGAUCAGGCAUUCUGAACUCUGUUGACGCUGGGUCCCGUGCAAAUUCAAGCCACCGUUUGCUCCAAACCUAGUAUUUAAUAAACUUUUCACAUCCAAGAAUAAUUGGUUGUUGAAUGAAAGAAAGGAGCAUGAAAAACACUGCAAGGAGGUCAAGAAUAGUGAAAACUGCAAGUUGUGUGUUUCUCACAAGUGAUCAAAAAAGGCUUGUUGAUUUUCUUUUAUUUUUUUGGAGAUAGUGUGAAUGAGAAUACACUAAUUCUGCUAUGUUUUUUUAAACAGAAGUACCGGAAAAAUGGUAAAAAUGGAUUUAUCUUGAACAACCGCAUAAUAUGUUUGUUUACAAUGUCUGUAUUUAGACAGUCUCACUGAAAUGUUACAUUUGUGAACAUACAAUCAGAAGAUAUACUUUCUUUGUAUUGUACAAUAAUGUAACAUCUAUAUUAGGUUGUAGAAUGUUUAUAGAAUAGUUAUAUGAAUGAUUCAGAAUUUAAAACAAUCUUUCUUUGUUGCCAGUAUAAUCUGCGCCAUUUAUGUUUUAUGGUAUUUGGUUCCUUGGCUUAAUGAGGGACUUAUUUUCUUAUGUCUCUGUGCCUUAAAGUUGUUACACCUUUAUACUGUUGGUAGUUAAAAACUGUUAGUGGUUAUAUUGUUCAGUGCCACAACCCAGUCACUCCUGACUUGAUCAUGAGAAGAGAUUUUCCUUUUGUGUGCCAAAGUAUCAGCAUUCAAGGCUCUACUGAAAGCCAGGCCUAGAUGCAUUAGAAAUACUGGAGUUGACACACAUUUCGGCACAAAGCAUCAAUAAUCAAUUUUUUCUUUUCUUAUUUCACUUGCUAGUAUUUUUUUUUUUUAUGUCACUCUAUUAAAUGAAGAAAGGAUGUUUGUUUUGGUUGUUGGUCUGAACAACAAGCAUUACUAACUAUAUAUAUUGUUCAAAUGACCUCCUACACUUUUAAUGUAAAUUGCCAUUAGGCUUACAAACAGAUCUGGCAACUUUUGUUACCCCACGUCCAUUCUACAAUUGGUAGAUACAUUAUAGUAUUUUUCACCUGGCCUCAGGUAUCUGGGUGAGGCCAGAGCAUAGACCUUUUACAUGUGAUAUUGAUGAGCCCCCCCCCCCCCCAAAAGAAAAAACUGAACUCCAGGGCAUAAUUAAGUUGAGCUUUUAAACCGUUCUGAAACGGAUCUUCACAAUGGUGUUUAAACAAAUAAUAACUGCUUUACUGUUUAUACAAGAUUUUAUUCUUAUUUCACUACUUGGGAUAAUAAAGUAUAGCAAUCAAAAGCCUAUGUAAUUUAUGUUCUAUGAAUUUCAUAGUGUGAAAAUGGGUCUCACUGUGCACAUAUGAAUUGAAUGUGAAAAGACCCAGACAGAGAACUGUUUUUAGUUCUUGAGGAUUUUGACAUUAUCAUGUGAGCAAUGGACCAAAGCAUACCAAUAAAGAUGUUAAGGGAU
This is a messenger RNA of Sardina pilchardus (European sardine), 6510 nucleotides long. RefSeq names its product zinc finger CCCH domain-containing protein 7B-like. NCBI's taxonomy places the organism in Eukaryota, Metazoa, Chordata, Actinopteri, Clupeiformes, Clupeidae. The coding region runs from base 277 to 3255 and encodes 992 amino acids. Gene Ontology annotation, molecular function: miRNA binding; protein binding; metal ion binding. The transcript has 23 exons. Gene Ontology annotation, biological process: miRNA processing. The record is from RefSeq and is a predicted model, not a curated record.